Triticum turgidum subsp. durum (durum wheat) is the source of this 678-nucleotide messenger RNA. The record is from the annotation of a GenBank genome assembly. Lineage: Eukaryota; Viridiplantae; Streptophyta; Magnoliopsida; Poales; Poaceae.
AUGGGGCCCAAGCAGCUCCCCGCCGUCCUCCUCGCCUCCUGCGCCACCCUCCUGGCCCUUGCCACGCCAUUGCUUGCCGGCGACCCCGACACGCUCCAGGACUUCUGCGUCGCCGACUACAAAUCCCUCAAAGGCCCAUUGCGGUUGAACGGGUUCCCGUGCAAGAGGCCGGAGAACGUGACGGCGCGCGAGUUCUUCUCGGCCGCGCUGGCAUUCCCGGGCAACACCUGCAACCCGGUCGGCUCCGCGGUGACGGCGGCGAACGUGGAGAAGCUCCCGGGGCUCAACACGCUGGGCGUCUCCAUGUCCCGCGUGGACUACGCUCCGUGGGGAGUGAACCCGCCGCACACCCACCCACGUGCCACCGAGAUCAUCUACGUGCUAGAGGGCUCCCUCGACGUCGGCUUCGUCACCACCGCCGGCAAACUCUUCGCCCGCACCGUCUGCAAGGGUGAGCUUUUCGUCUUCCCCCGCGGCCUCGUCCACUACCAGAAGAACAACGGCGGCGCGCCGGCCGCCGCAAUCUCGGCCUUCAACAGUCAGCUUCCCGGCACGCAGUCCCUCGGCCUAGCGUUGUUCGCAGCCUCACCGCCGGUGCCCACCGACGUGCUGGCCAGGGCGCUCCAGGUCGACGGCGGCCUGGUGGAGGCCAUCAGGUCCAAAUUCCUGCCAAAGUAA